Molecule: messenger RNA, 5420 nt
Organism: Poecilia latipinna (sailfin molly)
Lineage: Eukaryota; Metazoa; Chordata; Actinopteri; Cyprinodontiformes; Poeciliidae
Product: SRY-box transcription factor 6
Exons: 12
Coding region: 8-1897 (629 amino acids)
Biological process (GO): cell fate commitment; regulation of transcription by RNA polymerase II; positive regulation of chondrocyte differentiation
Cellular component (GO): nucleus
Molecular function (GO): DNA-binding transcription factor activity, RNA polymerase II-specific; RNA polymerase II cis-regulatory region sequence-specific DNA binding
Source: RefSeq, a predicted model, not a curated record
GUCCUGCAUGGUGAGGCUACUUUCCAAGGACUGGAAGGAUCACGUCGAAGGCCUCAACGCCAGCGAGCUGCUGGGGGAGGUCAAAGGUACGCCCGAGUCGCUGGAGGAAAAGGAGCGCCAGCUUUCCACCAUGAUCGGUCAGCUGAUUAGUCUGCGGGAGCAGCUGCUGGCUGCCCACGACGAGCAAAAGAAGAUGGCCGCCUCCCAGCUCGAGAAGCAGAGACAGCAGAUGGAGUUGGCCAGGCAGCAGCAGGAGCAGAUUGCCAGACAACAGCAGCAGCUUUUGCAGCAGCAGCACAAGAUCAACAUUCUCCAGCAACAGAUUCAGGUCCAGGGUCACAUGCCUCCUCUGAUGAUCCCCCUGUUCCCACACGACCAGCGCUCUCUGGCUGCCGCCGCCGCCGCACAACAAGGCUUCCUCUUCCCGCCCGGCAUGUCCUACAAGCCAGGUGAGAAUUACCCAAUGCAGUUCAUUCCAUCAACAAUGGCAGCCGCGGCGGCCUCUGGACUCAGCCCGCUACAGCUGCAGCUGUAUGCCGCACAGCUGGCAAGCAUGCAGAUCUCGCCGGGAGCCAAGAUGGCGCCCCUCCCGCAGGCUCCCAACUCCUCCAGUCCGCUUUCACCCUCCAACCUCAAGAGCGAGAAGCGAGCGUCCAGCCCCGUCACUCAGAUUAAGGAAGAAGGAUCCACACAGCCACUGAACCUCUCCGCCAGACCGAAGACGGCUGAGCCGUAUCGCUCUCCGACGUCACCCACGCAGAGCCUGCUGCCCGGAAACAAGACCAGCCCAGGUGGCCUGGGCAAGGGUCGCAUCCCGAGCCCCAUCCCCAUCCCCAACAUGGGCCGAAACGCCUCCCUGGACAUCUUGUCCAGCCUUAACUCCACAGCGUUGUUUGGGGACCAAGACGCGGUUAUGAAAGCCAUCCAGGAGGCGCGGAGCAUGAGGGAGCAGAUCCAGAGGGAGCAGCUCCACCAUCAGCAGCAGCAGCCGGGCCACCAGAGUCUGGAGGCCAAGCUGUCCGCACUCAGCAGCAUGAACCUCAACAACAGCAACAAGGAGCGGCUUCACUAUGAGACUCUCAGCCAGCAUCUGGGGAAGCUUGGGGAGGACGCAGGGAAGAUGGUCCAUCGAGUCAUCGACCUGACGAGACCAGAGGAUCUGGAUGGGAAUAAUAUCACAGAGGCACGGGUGUUCAGAGAGGCACGAGGCAGGAACAGCAGUGAGCCCCACAUCAAGAGGCCCAUGAACGCCUUCAUGGUUUGGGCUAAAGACGAGAGGAGGAAGAUCCUGCAGACCUUCCCCGACAUGCACAACUCCAACAUUAGCAAGAUCCUGGGUUCUCGCUGGAAAGCCAUGACCAACCAGGAGAAGCAGCCGUACUACGAGGAGCAGGCCCGCCUCAGCAAGAUCCACCUGGAGAAAUAUCCCAACUACAAGUACAAGCCGCGGCCCAAGAGGACCUGCAUCAUCGACGGCAAGAAGCUGCGCAUCGGGGAGUACAAGCAGCUGAUGCGCUCGCGGCGUCAGGAGAUGAGGCAGUUCUUUGUGGGGCCUCAACCCCAGAUUUCUCUGGGCAACAGCUCAGGAGGCGUUGGAGUUUACCCGGGCGCGAUAACCAUGGCGACAACGGCGACGCCCUCCCCGCAUCUGACCUCGGACUGCUCGAGCACGUCAGCCAGCCCCGAGCCGAACAUCCCCGUCAUCCAGAGCACGUACGGGGUGAAGUCGGAGCCCGGCGGCGGGGGCAGCAACGGCACGGGCGUCGGCGCCAUGGAUCUCCCCGGUGACCCCGCAAACGGAGACGACGACAUGGACAUGUACGAGGACUUUGAGGACGAGCCCAAAUCGGACUAUAGCAGCGAGCACGAGACGCGGGAAGUGGUCAGCGCCAACUGAUCGGGGGAGAUGAGUAAAAGUAAAAACGUGACAAAAACAACAACUCCCUUUACGUCCAGAGAGACGAACUCUGAGAACAAAGUUCAUCACGGAGAUCUCCAGGCAGACUUCUUACUGAGCAUGCCCUGGCAAGAUCUGAAAGACUUGUGGAACAGUGUCUUGACAGGCGCCCCGUUGAAGAAAAAGGGGGCGGCGAGGGAGAAGGUGUCCCACGAACACGACCUCAACAAUCAUUCAGACUUUGAGCUGACAAGGAGCUGCAGUUUCCUACACUCUGACAAUCGUUAAAGGAGCAAAAAGAGCGAGAGAGAAAGAGAGCGAGACAACGAACAAAUGAGCAACAAACGCAUCACAACGUGGUGUUUGUAGAGAGCAUGCAUGGUUUUUUUUUUCACGCAUCACAAAAUGCUCUUUGACAGCUAUUUGGUCUUAAAUGUGUAAAAGAGUGUGUUAGUUUUACUAUUAUGGCGUAUUUGACUUUUCGUGACCCCGUUUGGUUUUCUGUUCCAUCGAUCUCUCUGACAGGUCUCACUGCCUGUACAAACUCUGGACUGUCGGAACUUGAAAUUUCAAAAGUUUUUAAUAUAAAUUCUGAUUUGUGUUACCUUCUUAGUCUUACCUUACUUUCAACAUAGUGCUAAGCCUUUUUCCCCCACCUUACAAACUGCUUAUAUUAUGUUACUGUUAGUUUUUUUUUUUUUUUUUUUUAAGAAAUAUCCCAGCUCAGGUAUGAUGUGCCAGCUUGUGAAUGUUGUUUUUUUUUCUUUGUUUCCAUAAAAGUAGGACUUUUAGAUGUUCCAUAGGUAGGAUUUUUCAGACUGUCAUUGAAAUAUAGGGAGUUAAAUCCUUUAUAAUAAUAAUAAUAAUAAUAAUAAUAAUUAUUAUUAUUAUUAUUAUUAUUAUUAAGGAAGGAAAAACCCAUACAUUGUACAGUUUUCUUCAGAUGUGCCAAACAUUCACGUUGUCCCAGGAUGUUGUAGUCUUAAUUUCCAAUGCUGCAAAAAAAAAAAACGAAGAAAAAAAAAAAGUCUUAUUAUACAAUCAAUUUUUCUAUCUGGUGUGAUAGAUUGUUUUUUUUUGUUUGUUUUUUUUUCUUGUUUUUUGUUUUGUUUUUAAGUAAAAUGCUGGUUCCCCUCCUGAUCCAGUCACAGUCAGAGCUCAGGGAGGACACGUCUUCGUCACGCUUUCCCCCAGUCACACGAACGCAUCAUCGCAUUGUGUCGCUCCAGGAAUCUGUUUCACUUCGAGACACAUCGUAGCAGAGUAGCUCAUUUUAUUUCCAACUGCACUGGUGCUUUCAUGAACCAUGUUGCUCUUAGUUCCUUCAUGCCAAACCAGUUUGCUCGAAGCUUAGCGUAGUGCUAUAUCAGCACUUAUGACCGUCCCUUUAAAUCAGGCUAACGACAGAGGUACUUUUUAGCUUUUAUUUUUUUUUUCAUGUAUUUAUUUUUUUUACAUCUUAAAUUAAUAAUUUCUGAAGUGAUGUUUUGUUAAAUGGUUAGAAGCACUUGAUAUUUUACCUGAAUUACGUGACUCUUAUUUACUAUAAAUCCAGAUUAGUUGGAGUUUGAGGCGGCGCGCGCUAGAUUGUCCAAGAGGAGCCAAACAUAAAACGAGCUCUUAGGGUUUUAAGACGGGUCUCGUCUCAAAAUGUCUUACAAUGUAGCCAAAUUUUUUUUUUUUUUUUAACAAACUCUAUAAAUGCAUCCAUAAGGAUUUUAGUAGCUGAUUUAUAAUUAUCUUGAGACUAUACAUUACAAUAUAAUAUCUAAUACAAUACAAUAAUAUGUCAUUUUUAAAAAAUCUAAUUAUAUGUCUAAAUGUUUAUAAAUAAAAAAUAAAAUCUCCAUCCAGGUGCAUCUCUACCAUAAACUGCACUGCUUAGUUUUUUUUUUUUUUUUUUAAAAGCAGAUGAUGGAUAUUUAAAUGAGAAAAAAAGAGGUCGGAGGUCGUCCGCUGCUGAUUAUUUUCCUGUGUGAAACAUAUAGAAAGAGUGGAACAUGUGAAAUGGUUCUGCUCAAACUUGCUGUCUGAUGUGAUAUUCAUAGUCAGUAAAAUUAAAGGUAUUUUAGCAGUUUGAGUGAGAGCUAGUUUAUAUUAGCACCAACAUAGUUUUCAGUUUUGAGUUAGUUUCUGUGACCACACGUGAGCGCUAUACGUUCCUCUUAGGAAACGAAUAUUUCUGUUCCUCCGCCUCCUACCUUCAAGUAAAUCACUGUAAAUAUGCAUCCCGUGGAAACGUAAUUACAGUUUAGGCAUUUGUAAAUUGACAUUCCCAUGGACUGUUUUUAAGAUUGUUUUUCUUUUAAGAUGGUAAAAGUUCAUAUUUGUCAUUGCUCCUCUCGGACUAGACGUUAGCUUCAGCUUUCUGGUUUGACUGAUCUGGAUUUAUCCCAUUUCAAUUUUUUGGUCACCUUUCAACAGAACCUCACUUCAAAAAUCAUGACCUGCCCCUUUAAGAAUCGCUGAGUCCUAAAAGGACGUUUGAAGCUGUUCGUACUCAGAAUCAGAUGAAAGGUGGGAGAGCCGUCUCAGAGAGGUUCUGCUAAAAAGAUGUGAUCAUUGUGGGUUUUGUGUUUUCAAUUCGUCCUAAAAUGUCUCCUAGCUUGUUUGCUAUAAUCGUCCUCUUAGAAUAAUGUGGGAAAUAUCUGAAAACUCAUACAUUUAAAGGCAAAAUUAAACAGGUCUGUUAUUCUAAAAAGAUGACCUGUUGUAUUUUCAUAUAGUUCAGAAUUAGCUGGACAGAGCUUUCCUCACUAUAAUGAUGCUGAGGGGAAAAUAUUUGUGCUCACUCGUAUAUCAAAUCUUUUUUUUUUUAUUUCAAAAAACUGUUUUCCUGAGUUCUUUUUAAACAUUUCUUUAAUUUUCUGCUUCAUGACAAAAGUUCUCCUCACAACUAUUUCCAUCUGUAUUUAUUAGGACUGAACAUUAGCUUUUGCUCCUGUUACAUUUCUGUCAGCAUCAUACACAUAUUAAGCACUGGAUAUUAAUUCUGAUGUACUUUUCCUGUUUUUUUUGACUAAUGUGAAGUUAUUGUUUGAUUUAAAACAUUACAAAUUAGUCAAAUAAAAUCAGAUUUUUUAUUUCUUUUUGAGGGGGGCCUCAGUGUUGCCAGGCUCCAUUAAAAUUGACAUUUCUUUCAAAGCAUUUUUUUUAAUUAUUAUUAUUAUUUCAAUUAUUUAAGCGAACUUUGUUUCUCGCAGCUCUGAUCGGGCCACGCCGCCUCUGGUCUCUUUUGAAAAACAAAAAAGAAAAAAAGGUAACCUCAUGCUCUUGUUAGUCGUGACCUGCGGAGGCAGAGCACACGUUUUCACGGUCACACACAUCUUUAUUUUUAUUUUAUUUUUGUUUUUUUCUUCUUUUUUUGUGAUGAGUAUUGUAUUUGAAAUUUCAAUUGUGCGUUUUAACAUUUCAUUGUAUUUAUUAGCCUGCUUUGGCUCUAAAAAGUGUCAGUACAACUUGGUGAGAGAGACAAUCUGAAAAAAAAUAUAUAUAUGAAUAAAAAAAAAGAAAAGACUUCAGA